AUGUCUGUUCAUUCUGAAGGAGAAGAAGAAAUAGUAGAUACAACAUCGCCUACCAGAGAGAAAAGCACAGCGACCAUGCCUAUUGCACGUGUCGACCAUAGCGCUACGACCGAAAAUGUCCCUGGCGCUGUUGACAGUGGUCUGUCUGGACCUGGACCUGGACCAAGAACAAGAUCAUCAAGAAUAGCAGCUGUUAAAGCUAGAGAAUCAACCGCGCGUCAGAUUUCAGCUGAACAAGGACAAGGGGAAGACGAAUCCGGAUCCAAAUCCGAAUAUGAUUCAUCCGACAAGGACGAUGAAGAAGAUGGGAAAAUAGAUGAAGGAGGGAUAUUGGUAGAUGCAAAGGGAAAAGAAUGGUUGAAAAUAGGAGAUGAAUUUCCUUGGGAUGAUGUAGAGUGGUUUAUUGAUGAUUCGGUUGAUGAAGAGAUGAGAAUCCAUCUUGGGAGAAGAAUAAAGAAAAUGGAGGGAUAUCAAGUCAAUUCACCGACUGAAGCAGAUGUGAUUCUUGUCAAUCCACAUCCUGAUCAACUCGCACCUGAGCGAGCAAAAGGUUUAUCCAAUCUAGGAAACGUUAAAAGUGGUUUGACAUCGAUUUUACCUUAUAAUUGGUUAUCCAGAUGUUAUUUUACGAAAAAAGUACAAUCGAUAGAUGCGAGUAGAUUACCUAUUUUCUUGGAUGAGCAAGGUGCAGGAUUGAGGGUGAUGGUGGGUAAACUUGGGGAAGGAUUGGCAGGUGAUCAGGAGAGAAGAAAGGUGAUGAUUGAUCUUGAAGCACACGGAGCUUUGAUAGUAUCAUCUUGGAACCAAACUCAAAUUUGUAUUUUACCUUCUUCGCAUCCAUACCUCUCAAAUCCACCACAGGAAGAACAAAUCAAACAUGUAUCGUUCCGUUCACCAGAAUGGGUCAACGAGAAAAUCAAAUCAGCAUCGCAACGAAGCAAGUCCAAAAGCACAGGCAAAAGCAAAGGCAAAGGUAGAGGCAGAGGCAAACGGAGAGGCGAAGGCACGAACAUAAAACGCAAACAUCCUAAAACAGAAAAGAAAGUACCGGUAGAGAGGAAGAUGACAGUAAAGAGAGAAGGGAGAAUUAAAAGAACCGAGUUCGACGCCCAUGAUAGAGAUCGUCUCGCUCGUUGGAUAGCUUAUCACAGACCUACUGAAGUAGGAAGGAUAACGAGGAGUUUAUAUGAUAAACUACAAACAUAUAGUCCCACACAUCCAUUCUUCCCGUGGGCAUCAAGACACCCCUCAACUGCAUGGCACGAGCAUUACAAGCGAUCUCGUUCGAAAAUUGGCAGCGACGGUAAAAUACUAGAAGAUGAGAUCGAACGAUAUGUCAACGAGGAGAUCGAUAAAUCUCUGAAAACUAAAUAUGAAAGAGGAGAGGGACAGGGUCAAGUAAAAGGAAAAGCUAGAAAGACUGUGUAUCAACCGCCGGACAAUGACGACGAGCAGUCCGACACUGAUAGUGAACACGGACAAGAGGAAGUGAAAGGUCCGGACCCGAAAGGAAUAGAAAAGAAAACAGUGACAAGGAAAGGAAAAGGGAGGGUUCAGAAGAUCGUUGAUCCCGAUGAAGAGGAUGAAGUUGUAGAUGUAAACGAUGAGGCUGAUGGGCACAACCAAGAAGCUCACACCGCAAAAGCGACGCAGGGGGUCGAAGACAUGUCGGACGGAGAACAUGACGAAGACGAAGCAAACGGUGAAGAAGGAGUAAAGGGAGCAGACAUAGAAGCGGAAGUAAACGCAGAAGCAGAACAAGAAGGAGCGGAAGAAGAAGCAGAGGAAGAAGAAGAGGGAGAAGAGAGAAGAAAGAUAGAUGCAGUAGGGGGAGCCGUGGACUCAUCGAUAGAUGCAAAUCGACCAUCUCAUGCUGGAGAAGGGCAUAUAACGCAUGAACUUGUACAUCGCGAGAAAGGAAUUGAGGAAGAUGAAGAAGGUCAACGAAGAUCGAAAAGGUUGAGAAGGACGUGA
Messenger RNA from Kwoniella shivajii, 1974 nucleotides. RefSeq lists its product as uncharacterized. The record is from RefSeq and is a predicted model, not a curated record. Bases 1 to 1974 code for a protein of 657 amino acids. The transcript is spliced from 6 exons. Lineage: Eukaryota; Fungi; Basidiomycota; Tremellomycetes; Tremellales; Cryptococcaceae.